Molecule: messenger RNA, 4357 nt
Organism: Salvia splendens (bonfire salvia)
Lineage: Eukaryota; Viridiplantae; Streptophyta; Magnoliopsida; Lamiales; Lamiaceae
Product: dihydrolipoyllysine-residue acetyltransferase component 3 of pyruvate dehydrogenase complex, mitochondrial
Exons: 18
Coding region: 2419-4110 (563 amino acids)
Biological process (GO): pyruvate decarboxylation to acetyl-CoA
Cellular component (GO): pyruvate dehydrogenase complex
Molecular function (GO): dihydrolipoyllysine-residue acetyltransferase activity
Source: RefSeq, a predicted model, not a curated record
GUCACGGGCUGCAUCGCCGGUACCCCUGGCAUCAUCUGCAUCCCAGGUGCCCACCCCGACAUAAUCUGCAUACCGGGAUGCAUUCCCGGUACUCCCUACCAUCCCGGCAUACUAACCCCGCCUGCCAUCCCAGGCAUACCACCACCGGCUGCCAUCCCGGGCAUCAUCUGCUGCCACGGGUACAUGUUGUAGUACCCGGGUAUCGGACCCCAUUCACCUUCCACGGGUACCGAGGGAGUUUGAGACCCGCUCGUCACUGGAGUACCUUCGUUGUUGUUAUCCAUUUCGCGUUGUUGCUCUUAUACAUAAAUUAAGAUAGAGAGAAUAAUCGUUAAAACAAGCGGUGCAAAUGAAAAUGACGUGCAAAUCGCGUAUAUAUAGUGUUUCGAAAAUUAAAAAAAAAAUUCGCUCGCCGAUCCGGAGCCUGCAAUGGCGGCCAACGGAUCGGUGAGCGCAUCCGCCAGCGCUCGAAAAUCGGCGUGCGCUCGCCGAUUUUUUCACCGAAAUUCGGCUAGCCGGUUACAAUGGUUCGGUGAGCGGUCCGGCUAGCCGUCAUUGUGGAUGCUCUUAUAGGAUGCAGCCAAACACGUGUCACCUGUGGUUGUUUCCUAUCUGUAAUAAUUUUUAAUUAUAUUUUUUAAUUAACAAUUUUCUACUAUUACAUUCGUUCUAUAAAAAUAGAAUUUUAUUAAGUUUAUUAUUUUUUAAAAAAUUAUAUUUACUUUUUGAGAAAGUAAAUGACAAUGUACAUUUUUCGAUUUACUUCUCCUCUUCAUAAAAAUUGACUAUUUUUAUACGACAAAAAGAAGUGGAGUACUCCGUAUUUAAUGUUAUAUGCAUACACUUACAUGGUCGCAUAGGAUUCUAGGAUUCUUGGAACCCCACCGAUUUAAAAUUUAUCUUUACAUUAGAUUAUAUAUUCAGACGAUUAAUAUGCUACAUAUUUUAUGUGAGCUCCUCAUAUGAGUAUCACUCCGUGUAAAGCAUGUUUAUCGUUAUUUGUUCUGAUUUAUAUAUUUGUUGGUUUCUAAUACAUUAAAAAUGUUAUUGAAAUUUAAUUAAUACUAUAAAAUAAGAUCCCUCAUAUGCGUGAAUAUUUAUUUUGCAUAUUCUAGAAAUGUAUUAUUUAAUUUAAUUAUCUACUUAAGUCACGAUACUACUUUGGUAGUAGAUAGAAAUGAGGUAAAUAAAUAGAAGCCACAACUAAAUUUAGUCAUUUCGAGAAAGACAACUUAAUUGUGCACCAUACACUGCAAGCUCGUUAUUAGGCAACGUAAGAUACAAUUACACAUGCUAUAACUUAUUACGAUAAUGGAAAAAUAAAUAUGAAAUUAAAAUUCUUAUUCUUCACAAAUAAAGUUAUGUUAGUAACAAACUGAAGCCAACAGAAAUAGUCGAUUCAUGCUCCAUUUCUGGUUAAAAAAUUAUUCGGUUCGUUUUUGCAUGUGAAUACCUUAAAUAGAAAAUAAACGGUUGCUGCGAUAUUAGGAGCUUUUUUCCCAGAAUAAUUUUGCACUCACUUCAAUUUUGCUAUUUAUGCUUCCAUUUUCACCCACACUUUCAAUCCUUCAAUUUUCAAUCCUUCAAUUUCUUCGCAUUCUUCAGCCAAAACACAACCAAAUCGAGCGUUAGUCUCCUCUAGAUUAGGCAUUUUCAACUUACCGUCAUGAUCUGUGCAUCGAGAAUUUUUCAUCACUGUACAAAGGUGAUCCAUUGAUUUCCAUAAUUAAUUGCUUUAUUUCUCUGUAAUGGAUGCAUGCAUUCGCAAUUUUUUUUCCUGAUCAAUUUUCUGCUCUGCGUCUUCCUUUUUGUGUGCGAGUACGAAUUGGAUUCGUUUUGUGAUCUGCAUGUUUUUAACGAAACGUAGGUGAGCUCAAUUGGAAAUGAUUUGGUCUGUAAUUUGAGGAUUUUGCAGCUAAUUUGAUCGAUUUGAGCUGCACUGUUUUCGGAAAAUUGUGUAGCAGCAAUUCUGUUGAAUUUUAUUUGUUUAUACCCGAGGAUUGAAUUUUGUCACAAAUAGAGAGGAUUUACGCCUGCUUCACGUUUGAGCUGCUGUGGAUGGAGAUGCUAAUAUUUAUAGUGAUAAUAGCUUAUUAUCCUACUAAUCUGCUGAUCAGUAAUUUAUGAAAUAGUAGUGGAAACUGACAAUUCAUGAGAAUGGGGAAGUAGAAGAAGUCCAGCAAGGGGGUUUUGGAGUGGAAGUAGACGAAGAGGUUAAUUCAAAUUAAAAUUUUCUUUGAAUGUGGAAUCAGCCAAUAAAUUCUACUUGGGAUGGUUUGAAAUGGGUAAAAUCAAAUUUUAUGGUGUUUUCACCUUGAUUGUAAUGGUUCCAUGUAAUUAAUUACCAGUCAAUAUUGGAACUAUUUAACUUAUCAUUUAUAUGGAGAUGGGAGUUGAUUAAGAAAUAACAUUAGGUGCAUGCUAUGGAUUUUGCUCACUAACAAAAUAGGAACUCUAGCAUUGUCUUGGCUGUUUCCUCGAGAAUCAUGUUCAAUGACGUCAUAUUUCUUUGUUCUCACUCUACAGCUCAGACAUACACACCAUGCUAUACAAAAAGACCGUGCUUUUCUCGUAUGCUGGUUUACCCAUCAUGCCAGGACGGAUGCCAAUCAUAUAGAUGAUGUUCCGAGGUCCAGCCAACUUGAUCUUGGACCUGGAGACAAGUAUGUUACUUCAAUGUUUUCCAUCAGAAGCUCUUCUUGUCAAAGUCUCCAUCCAAUCAAUCAAACACCGAUUUCAACUGUUAGAAUGGAGAAAGGAAAUCUUUUAAGGACAGCAAUAAAGGGUCAUUCCCCUGCAACGACCUCAGUGUACAAAAAGAGCCAACAGCGGAACUUCAUCAGAUAUUAUUCUACAGAUUCAGGUCUUCCACCACACCAAGAGAUAGGGAUGCCUUCAUUAUCACCCACAAUGACCGAGGGAAAUAUUACAAAGUGGAUGAAAAAGGAAGGAGAAAAACUUACACCCGGAGAUGUACUGUGCGAAGUGGAAACUGAUAAAGCAUCAGUUGAAAUGGAAUGCAUGGAGGAAGGAUAUCUAGCAAAAAUUGUUCUCGGGGAUGGAUCAACUGGAAUUAAAGUUGGUGAGAUAAUUGCUGUAACAGUGGAGGAAGAGGAGGAUCUUGCCAAAUUUAAAGACUACUCUCCAUCAAUAUCUGAUGCUGCAGCUUCGUCCAAAGAACCCUCACCGCAAACUCCAACCAAAGAAGAGAGUCCCGAAGUGGCGGCAACCAACACAGAGCAAUCAUCAGCAGGGGGGCGUAUUUUCACUGGCCCUCUCACCAGUAUGCUUGCAAAAGAUGAUAAGGUACAUAUUUCAAAUACCAAAGGAACAGGUCAUGAUGGACGUGUUCCGAAGAUCGAUAUAAAAGAUAGUCCUGCUUCAGGUGGCAAAGAAGUUUCCCCUGCCCUAGACUACAUAGACAUGCCACAGACUCAAAUAGGAAAGGUGGCAGCAUCACGUCUGUUGCAAUCGAAACAAACCAUUCCACACUACUACCUAACUGUAGAUACAUGUGUCGACAAGCUAAUGGAACUGCGUAUCCAUCUGAAUUCGUUGCAAGAAGCUUCAGGUGGGAGAAGGAUAUCUGUCAACGAUCUUGUCAUUAAGGCUGCUGCUAUGGCUCUUAGAGAGGUUCCUCAGUGCAAUAGUUCGUGGACCAAUGAUUAUAUUCGCCAGUAUCGUAAUGUGAAUAUUAAUAUUGCUGUGCAAACGGACAACGGAUUGUGUGUGCCUGUAAUCAAGGAUGCUGACAAGAAAGGUUUAUCAGGAAUCGCUAAGGAAGUUAAGCAUUUAGCUGAGAAAGCAAGAGAGAACAGCUUAAAACCUGAAGAUUAUGAGGGAGGUACAUUCACCGUAUCAAACUUGGGAGGGUCUUCUGGCGUCGAGCAAUUCCGUGCAAUCGUCAACCCACCCCAAGCAGGCAUUCUAGCCGUUGGAUCUGCUGAAAGGAGGGUGAUACCUGGCUCCGGACCCAAGCAAUACGAGUUUGCUUCGUUCAUGACUGCCACAUUAAGCUGUGACCAUCGCGUAGUAGAUGGUGCCAUUGGAGCAGAGUGGCUCAAGGCAUACAAAGGCUACAUCGAGAAUCCACAGUCUAUGUUGGUCUAAGUUGAACCACGCUUGUUCGUUUCUUCGAAGCAUGAGGAUGUUAGUAAUAAAGCCAUAUGCUAUGUUCGUAGUUGUAGGCUUGGAGACAAGCACGCGAGAGCUCCAUAUUUUCCCUAUCGAAUUAUGAUUCAUUUAGAGAGUGAAAAUUUGGCAUCCCAAGUUUUUUCUGUCUGCAAACCAUUGUUCAUAUUAACUGUUAUUCCAAAUAAGAUUUAUGAUAGCGAGUACCUAUCUUGACUCCUGAGCA